CUCUGUCACCAAUAUCUCCUACUCCUCGUCAAUGCCGAAUCUGCAAUCCCAUCUUACGGUCCUCCAGGCCACCGCGAAACGCUUCCCUUCCCGACCUGUCUACAAAGUCGCCAAUGUCAAUGGAGAUGAAAUCGAGCAUUGGACGCCUAUCACCUACAGCCAAUUUCUGCACGAUAUAGAGGUCUCCGCAAGACGUUGGACUCGGGUACUACGACAACUCCGAGUUCCACCGCGAUCAGUAAUAGGCUUGUGGCUCGGCGGUCUCAACUACAUGGAUGCGACCACAAUUUAUGGCCUUACACGAGCGGGCUACAUCCCGCAGAUGUUCAGCCUACGACUACCUGAUCCGACAAUCGUCAUCGAGCUGCUUCAGAAGGCCACCGCGCGGGCCAUUUUCUACGAUACGGCUUACGCGCCAGACCUGGCAGCGUUUGGGUGCCCGGUGCCGACUCUUACGAUCACCGAUCUCCUCAUGGCCGACAUUACGAGCGAGCCUUUGCCAGCCAUGCCCUUGGCGGAAACUGGAGAAGAGACGGUCUUCAUCUUCCACACCUCGGGUUCUACUUCGGGAAGCCCGAAACUCAUUCCAUGUAGUUUCAAGUGGCUGGACGCCAUGAUCACCAAGGGUUACGCCUGCGUAAUCCCGCGUCGGCCUGAUGUCCAGGACGUGAACGUGUGGAUGGGCAGCAUGUGUCACAUCGGACAGAACUUUAUGUUCUGGGGGGCUAUGCAACACGGGACAUGUACCAUCAUUCCGACGAGAAUUGACUACAAUUCACCCGAGCUGGUGAACAUGGUACAUCACGGGGGGCUGAACCGUAUCAAUGCCUUCCCACCCUUCCUCUGCACGCACUUACGGAAUGCUCGGCAAGACCCGAAGCUUCUUGCGAUUCUCAAGGGCCUCGAUGAUAUUCUAUACAGCGGGCUCGAGUUGCCGCAAGAAACGGACGACUGGUGUCGCGCGAAUGGCCUUAAACUCACCAACAUAUACGGAUCCACAGAGGUCGGCGCAAUGAUGCUUUCCAAUCACGAUCCCCUGCCUAACGGCCGCUUCCUCCGGCCCAUGGAGGGCACUCAAUACGGCUUCUUCCCCACUUCCUCGGAGUCCGAGACUGAAUCUGGUCACGUCGACGUCCAUUCGCGUCUGUUGGAGUGUGUCAUCCUAUCGUCAUCCCCCGAUUGCCCUGACAAGUCGUUACGAGCGGCGGAUGGACAUUAUCACACCGGUGACCUGUUCGCCGAGGUGGCACCCGGCGCCUACGUUUUCCGGGGCCGUAACGAUGAUUGGAUAAAAUCCGAAAACAGCCUCCGGGUUGACACCAAAUCCAUCGAGGACAACGUACGCACGACCUGCAAGGGACUCAUCUCCGAUUGCAUCGUCGUCGGUACCGGUCGUCCCUGCCCCGCGCUUUUCGUCGAGCCCGCGGUCGACAUUGACCACGCUAAGCUCAAGAAGGAAAUCCUUCGUCGUAUCAAGCCCUUCCACACCCGCCGAUAUCUCCACGAACGCAUCACUUCCACGAAUUGCAUAGUCGUCGUGCCUGCGAACACACUCCCUCGGACUUCCACCAAGGGGAACAUUCGCCGGAAAGCCGUCGAGGAGCAAUUCAGGGCUGUCCUAGACCUCAUGCACGGUCGCCCAGCAAUAUAACCAGCCGAGUCCUGGACUACGCCCCGCUUUCGAAUUCUACGGACGGACUGGAGCUCCUAGUUGAGCCUGGAUAUGUAUUAGCACUAACGCACCGCAUCAUAUUUAUGUAUUCAUUAUGCAGAUGUUGAUUCUCAUGUGUUUAUCGUAGAUUGUAACCCACGAUACGGCACCUAAUGUCCAUAGCACUACUAGUUUUAGUGUAUAUACAAUGUAAUUUGGCCCUUGAUCGCAGUCUCUGGUAUUCAUACAGCAAAUGGAAUGGAAUGAAUAUCAUCCGACAUACAGCACAGCACGGAAGUAAUCAUUCCCAAGCUAUGGCCAGGGACGGCGAGCACCGUGCCAUGUCAAGCGCCGGUAUCCGAAACAAUUUCUGCAGCACCGAUCCGCCAUAAAAACCUUCCCACCUGCUGCGAGCCCGGCGUACGUAUGAGUCCAAUGACUUCUCCACGGUCGAUGGCGUGUCGCCGCCAUUCCCUUUCGUGUCCGGUUGCCUGCGCAAGCGUUGAAGCAGGCGGCAACGGCACGAUCGGUGCGAGAGAAAGGGUGACGUGCUGCGUGAUAGGUGGAUAACCCUGGUCGUCAGAUUCUGGAUUAACGAUGAGGGAAGCCAAUUCCGAUAUCAGGGGUU
Punctularia strigosozonata HHB-11173 SS5 is the source of this 2279-nucleotide messenger RNA. Its product is annotated as acetyl-CoA synthetase-like protein. NCBI's taxonomy places the organism in Eukaryota, Fungi, Basidiomycota, Agaricomycetes, Corticiales, Punctulariaceae. The record is from RefSeq and is a predicted model, not a curated record. The transcript has 4 exons. The coding region runs from base 32 to 1651 and encodes 539 amino acids. Gene Ontology annotation, molecular function: medium-chain fatty acid-CoA ligase activity. Gene Ontology annotation, biological process: fatty acid metabolic process.